Molecule: messenger RNA, 852 nt
Organism: Periconia digitata
Lineage: Eukaryota; Fungi; Ascomycota; Dothideomycetes; Pleosporales; Periconiaceae
Source: the annotation of a GenBank genome assembly
UACACAUUGACCGCGCAACCCCUCUUCGCAUACAACGGAACAGUGAUCAUGAACGGUAACGAGCGCGGACUGCUUGACAGUCUGAAAGACUCACUCGCAUCGGGCGAAUAUUCCGACCUCACUAUCACCUGUGGCAAAGACACAUACAAGGUCCACAAGCUUAUCGUGUGUCAGCAAUCCAAGUUCUUCAAAGGGGCCAUGACAUUCCCGGGUAAAGAAGCACAAAACAAUUCGAUCGAUUUGUCUGAUGAUGAGCCUGAUAUCAUCCGUAUCCUGAUGAACUAUCUCUACUCUGGAAACUAUGAGACUGUUCAAACUGAUGAGGACAUUCCUCACGCUGAAUUACCAUUUCAUCAUCAAGACGUUUCGGAGUAUACCUACGAUUUCCCCCAUUAUUGUACUACCGAUUCGUGGGGAAUGGGGGAUGUUUGUCCCCAUCACACAUGCAGGAAAUCCGGGGUGUGGUAUGCAUUUUCUGGAAAGUCUCGAAUGCCGGGUGAUAUCUCAGGAUUCACUUGUGAGCAAUGCGAUAGAAGUCAGAGCAAAGCAGAUGAUCUCUUGAUUCACGCAAAGCUCUACGAAAUUGCCGACAAAUACGACAUCCAGGGUCUCAAAGAAUUGGUAACCGAAAAGUUCGAAGAGGCCUGUACACUAUCCUGGAACACGAAGAGCUUUCCACUUGCUGCCCACCAUGCUUUCGUCAGCACUCCCGAAAGCGACAAGGGACUUCGAGAUAUCAUCGUGUCAACAUUUUCGGCGCACAUGGAGCUCCUGAAGAAGCCUGAGGUCGAGGCUUUGAUGUUGGAGUUCAACGGUCUUGCCUUCGGACUGCUCAAAGAAAAGCUUCUAUGA